Messenger RNA from Rotaria sp. Silwood1, 1164 nucleotides. The record is from the annotation of a GenBank genome assembly. Lineage: Eukaryota; Metazoa; Rotifera; Eurotatoria; Philodinida; Philodinidae.
AUGUUUUUUUGGUUUUUUCCUACACAAAAUGGUGAUAAAAAUGCUCCUGUUCUUCUAUGGCUUCAAGGUGGUCCAGGUGCACCAUCAUUAUUUGGUUUAUUUAAUGAACAUGGUCCUAUACAAGUUAAUGAUGAUGGAACUUUAACGGAACGACCGAUAACAUGGAAUUCAUUAUAUAAUCUUUUAUAUAUUGAUAAUCCUGUUGGUACAGGUUAUAGUUUUACAUCAAAUGAUCAAGGUUAUGCACGUUCACAAGAUGAUGUUGCACGUGAUCUUUAUUCAGCAUUAACACAAUUUUUUCAAAUUUAUACUGAUUAUGCAUCAAAUCCAUUCUAUGUUACAGGUGAAAGUUAUGGUGGUAAAUACGUUCCAUCAAUAAGUUAUAAAAUUCAUGUUGAAAAUCAAAAUCCACAAGUUAAAGUUAAAAUUAAUUUAGUUGGACUUUCAAUGGGAAAUGGAUGGACUGAUCCGUAUAGACAAUAUGUAUAUGGACCAUUACUUUAUCAGAUUGGUUUAAUUGAUGAUAAUCAAUUAUUUUAUAUCAAUCUUCAAUCAGAUUUAGUUCGUUAUGCUAUAAGUCAAAAACGUUUUACUGAUGCAUUUACAAUAUCUGAUUCAUUAAUUGAUGGUGAUCUUAUUAAUACAACAUCAUAUUUUUCAAAUGUAACAGGUUUACGAGCUUAUUAUAAUUAUAUACAAACUGAUGUUUCUUCAUCAUUAUCAAAUUAUGUUAAAUUUAUAACAAAUAUUGAUCGUCGUCGACAACUUCAUGUUGGUAAUUUAACAUUUCAUGAUGAUAAUAAAGUUGAAAUUAUGCUUAUAAAUGAUGUUUUUCAAAGUAUACCAUCAGAACAAUUAACAACUCUUUUUAAUAAUUAUAAAAUUCUUAUUUAUAAUGGUCUAUUAGAUAUAAUAUGUGCUGAAAGUUUAACAUUAAAUUGGAUUGUUGAUUUACAAUGGUUACAUGCAAAUGAAUAUAAAAAUGCAAGUCGACAAAUAUGGAAAGUUGAUUCAACAGAUAAUCAAAUAGCUGGAUAUAUUAAAAUAAUCUAUAAUUUUAUGUUAGCUUCUAUACGAAAUGCUGGACAUUUAGUACCAGGUGAUCAACCAAGAGCUAUGCUUGAUUUAUUACAACGUUUUAUUAAACUUACUUUUGUUAAAUGA